Molecule: messenger RNA, 1793 nt
Organism: Jatropha curcas
Lineage: Eukaryota; Viridiplantae; Streptophyta; Magnoliopsida; Malpighiales; Euphorbiaceae
Gene: LAS
Product: GRAS family transcription factor
Source: RefSeq, a predicted model, not a curated record
AUUAAUUACUAUCAUUAUCAUAUCAUAUGCUAUGUCUAUUAUCAUAUAUUAGGGUUUUAUAGCUUUAACCCAAUGCUUCCCUUUUCCUUCUCCUUCUUCUCCUUCAUUUCUCCUUGUACAUGUUUACUGUACUUCUCCAUCAUUUUCAUUAAACCACCACCACCUCCACCUCCACCACCGCCUCCACCUUCUAUUUUUUAUUACUAUUAUGUUAGGUUCUUUAAAUUCUUCUUCUUCUCAUGACCAAGAAGAAGAACCAGAACCGUUAGAUCUACAUCUUCCACAUCCACCACCGCCACCUCCACUACCACCGUCACUGCCACUACUGCCGCCGCCUUCAUCUACACAUAUGCAUCAAUUACUUAUAAGCUGCGCCGAGCUUAUUUCUCAGUCCGACUUCUCUGCCGCCCACCGCCUUCUUUCAGUCUUAUCCUCUGCCUCUUCUUCCUACGGCGAUUCUAGAGAAAGAUUGCUUCACCAGUUCGUUAAAGCACUAUCUUUCCGUCUCAGCCACCGCGGUGGAGUUGACGCGGGAAGCAGUAGCAGCAGCAGUACCGCCAGUAGAGAAUCGGAAGAAGCUCUUCAAUCUUGUUAUUUAUCUUUAAACCAAAUCACUCCAUUUAUAAGAUUUAGCCAUUUAACUGCAAAUCAAGCUAUUUUAGAAGCCAUUGAAGUAGGGCAACAAGCUAUACAUAUCAUAGACUUUGAUAUCAUGCAUGGAGUGCAAUGGCCGCCAUUAAUGCAAGCUUUAGCUGAACGUUCCACUAAUACUCUUUAUCCACCGCCGAUGCUUCGAAUAACCGGAACCGGUCACGAUUUAAACAUUCUUCACCGGACCGGUGACCGUCUUUUUAAAUUCGCUCAAUCUUUAGGCCUAAAAUUCCAAUUUCACCCUCUUCUUUUAAACAAUGACCAUUCUGCCCUUCCCCUCCAUCUUCCAUCCGCCAUUACUAUCCUGCCAAACGAAGCUUUAGCAGUAAACUGCGUCUUUUACCUUCACAGGCUUCUAAAAGAAGAUUCAAGAAAUCUUCGAAUAUUUUUGCACAAAAUCAAGGCUUUAAACCCUAAAGUGGUUACAGUAGCAGAAAGAGAAGCUAACCAUAACCAUCCAUUCUUCUUCCAGAGAUUUCUAGAAGCUUUAGAUCACUACACAGCCAUAUUCGACUCUUUAGAAGCAACAGUAGCGCCAAAUAGCAGAGAAAGAUUGGCUGUAGAGCAAAUAUGGUUUGGAAAAGAGAUAAUGGAGAUUGUAGCAGGAGAAGGAGAAGAAAGAAGAGAAAGACAUGAAAGAUUUGAAGCAUGGGAAAUGAUAUUAAGAAGCUCAGGAUUUAGUAAUGUUCCAUUAAGCCCUUUUGCAUUAUCACAAGCUAAGCUUCUUUUAAGACUCCAUUAUCCUUGUGAAGGUUAUCAUCUUCAGCUUCUUAACAAUUCUUUCUUCUUAGCUGUGAGGAUUUAUUAGUUUGCAUGCAUGGGGAAUCCAUGGAUGAGUUUUGGCAUGAAGGAAUUAAUGAACACAGCUUCAACUAACGCCAAAUACAAACACCUUUUUGAUGUCUCACUUCUUCUUCUCCUCCUUCUUGUUCUUCUUGUUCUUCUUCUUCUUCUUCUCUUCCUCCUUCUUCUUCUGUCCAAGGGAGCUAAUCAAUUGAAACUGAGCAGUGAUUUAGAUAUAUUUGUUUGAUGAUGUAUUAUAUAUGUAGUGGGGUACGUUGACAUGUAUGAUUUGCUUUUGUUUUUUUUAUCACCUUUGUCUCUCAUUUUAGAUUUAUUAUUAUUAUUAUUAUUAUUAUUAC